UUAUACUCUACCUGUAGUAAUCAGAUGAAAUAAAAUGCUUUUUAACAUCACAUAGAAUUAUUCUCAUCCACUGGGUAUACAGUGGUCCUUGCAUUUGCCCUUCUGGGUGGUGCAAUAUUUUCCUUGUUAAGUAAGCAGAGAUGCACUAUCAGGAAAAGGCUUCUCAGCAGAAAUGCCGUUGGAUGUGUUCCCGUCCAUCUUCGCUCCACAUUUCCUUAUCCAUGUCCACCUUUCACUUUUCCAGAAAAGCCCAUGCCUUGCAGCAAAUGGGCUUCUACUAUGAAGGCCACUAUCUCUACAACUGUAAGUUAACAGAGGGUUCAUCACCAGGAAAACCAGUAUGUAUGAACGCCGGAAAUGCAGAUGGCAGUCUCAGAAACGCUUAUGCUAAAUGGGAAUCCAACUACAAGAUUUCUCUCUAUUGUCUGUGAUAGCCACCCCAUGAUGGAAAUAGUCUGGCUGUAAAACGAUUUUUCAAAAGAAAAAGAAACAACUGUGGGAAGAUUGCAAAGUUCUCUAGACAAACCUUCAAGUGACUCUUUUAAGUAAGGAAACGUUUAUCGAAGGGUCAGAGUGGUUAGGAAAACUACUAUGCCAGGAGCCAGGAUCAGUCUUGCCGGAGCGACCGAGAUUGUCCCAGGAGGUCGGCCAGAGAAUGAUGAAAAAGGAAAUUGUAUGUUUUACAGUCAGAACUCUUAACUGCACAGCAUAGAAAUGAUACAGGAUCAAAGCAGCCCAUGGAAUUGCACACCACUUCCACAACCCCUCUCACACCAGGCCCUGCCACUGAUGGUCUCCCCACAGACCCUUGUGGCUGGAAUCUUCUCACUGAGUGGAAGUCCUCUUGGCUGGGAUGCCAGCAAGUUGGCUCCAACAUAGGGCAAGGUCCCAAGGCUCAACUGUCGCCCUCCAAGGUCCAGGUCCUGGCUAAGAAGAGGGGGUCCCUGCAAGGGCCGGUUACCCUGCCCGGGAGCGGUCAUCCAGCACCCAGUCUGCAUCCUCUCGCCAGUGCUGAGGCCCAGCUGAAGAGGCAGAUCUCAGUGGCCGGCUCCCUCAGGGCCAGGUCCCCAGACCCUGCCCAGCCAUCAUCACUGAGGGAGCCAGGCGCCCAGGACCCCGCCGGCCCUCAGGCUUCUCGGGUAGCCCAGAUGCAGGCUGGGUUGCACGGACUGAGACCCAUGGAGACGGCCACUACCAUCAGGUCACAGAGCUGGGGCUGGGGGAGAGGUUCGCUGCUGCUUCAAGGCCUGGGCCCGGCCCGUGGAUUGCUGUGGCCAGGCCUCCAGAGCCCUGCAGGACACAGCCUCCCGCCUGUCCCCGGGGUCCCCCAGCUCGCCCGCCAACCUGAGGCCAGAGGGCCUGGAGGGCCCCGGGGGGAACCCCGAUCCGCCUCUCACCACACUGUCUGCCAUGAGGACCCCUGCAAGGCUGACAGUUGACAGGGAGGGACCUCCAACUGCUGCACCAGGGUCCCCGCCCCUAUUACGCUUCCACAUUCCUUGGCUCGUCGUCUUCUUACAUCUUUUUUUUUUUUU
Messenger RNA from Aethalodelphis obliquidens (Pacific white-sided dolphin), 1535 nucleotides. RefSeq lists its product as uncharacterized. The coding region runs from base 738 to 1439 and encodes 233 amino acids. The transcript is spliced from 5 exons. Lineage: Eukaryota; Metazoa; Chordata; Mammalia; Artiodactyla; Delphinidae. The record is from RefSeq and is a predicted model, not a curated record.